AUGACCAUCCUCACAAUCGGUCCCGUGAAUUCGGGAAAAUCGAGUCUGAUAAAACGUCUCGAGGAAGUGAGUGCACCCGAGUAUCGGCGAAUGCCCCACACCUUCGCCACCACCGGACUCAACAUAUCCGACCUGCGUCUAAGCACUUCUGCGAGCCGCAAGGGCACAAUGGUAACAGUCAGAGAACUCGGAGGCGUUAUGUACAAUUUAUGGACGAAGCAUGCAGUCGAUAAAGACAUCGAUGCAAUCAUAUUUGUCAUUGACGGGUCGAAUCGAGAGUUUUUCCCAACGGCACAUGUGGGUCUGUACGACAUCCUCACCUGUGGUUCUACUGCGCCUCUGCUGAUCGUAUUCAAUAAAGCGGAUCUGUGUUCCGACAAUGACAUCGAACGCUACCGACAAGCAUUGGGUGUGGACCGAUUGAAGGAAUUCGCACAUCAGGAAAUCAGCGUUGUCAAGACCAGCGUCAAAACAAUUUUUGGUGUCGAUAAAAUGAACGCAUGGAUUUCAGACCGAGUAACCGAAGCGGAAAAGCGACGGGAAGUUCUCCACGCACAGAAUACGGCUUCAUGA
Molecule: messenger RNA, 573 nt
Organism: Galendromus occidentalis (western predatory mite)
Lineage: Eukaryota; Metazoa; Arthropoda; Arachnida; Mesostigmata; Phytoseiidae
Product: ADP-ribosylation factor-like protein 8d
Exons: 1
Coding region: 1-573 (190 amino acids)
Molecular function (GO): GTPase activity; GTP binding
Source: RefSeq, a predicted model, not a curated record